This is a messenger RNA of Filobasidium floriforme, 2988 nucleotides long. RefSeq lists its product as uncharacterized. The record is from RefSeq and is a predicted model, not a curated record. Gene Ontology annotation, biological process: glutathione catabolic process; proteolysis. The transcript has 10 exons. NCBI's taxonomy places the organism in Eukaryota, Fungi, Basidiomycota, Tremellomycetes, Filobasidiales, Filobasidiaceae. Gene Ontology annotation, molecular function: peptidase activity; protein binding. The coding region runs from base 224 to 2821 and encodes 865 amino acids.
GCUAAACGAACGCUAUACUGCUGUCUCAUCCUCGACAUCCAUUCUCUCGCCGACUCCCUCUCCGCCUGAAUAGCGAACUCUCACGUCAGUCCUCUCCGACUGGCAGGAAAAGGAGCGGAGAGCACAGCAUCGAUUACACCAUCACUCACAGCUCAAAGGAGAACACUCGCCGGAUGACGAAUGGUCGAACAGGGGCAUAGCGAAACCGAAGAACCGUCGCAUCAUGCCCUCCCGGCCUACCGCUAGGGUACAGGCUACGAGCUCAGGAAGCCUUCCUCGAGAGAGCUUGAGUCGGAAUCGGAAUGGACAGUUGCCGAUACUCGAACAUCUCUUGAGCGAGGAGGGCAGCCGGCCGUUGAGUCUCGCUGCUGAUGAGAACCGGAUAUAUGUGGGACCGUCCUCGGAGUCGAAUGCGAUCAUCGUGUACAGUCGAGACCAGCUGCAGAAGCAGGCCAUGCUCUUGGGCCACGAGGGUUCUGUACUAGCUUUACUAUUGGUGCCGGAAAGAAAAUGGCUGUUCAGCGGUAGCAGCGAUGGUACCGUCAGGAUCUGGUGUACCGAGACGCUCUCGCCGCUUUGUGACAUCACUCCGAGCUCAGGUACCUCGGGUGACAUCUACUGCCUGGCAUGGGAUCCUCGAGCCGGAGGUACACUUUACUUUGGCGAUCAGUCCACCGACAUCGAAUACGUCAACUUUGGCAGAUCAAAGGCCGAGCUGCAAUCCGGCUACUUUGGCACGCAACCCGUCAAGGUCACGAAAACCCGUUCGAGCCGAGUCUUUCCGCACAAGUUCUUUUCAGAACCUCGACCUGGCUCGCCGGCGUUUGGGGGUAGCCCUCGGAGCAGUGUUCGGAACAUGCAAAACACGCCGAUAUUGUAUCCCGGCAUACAACCGGCCGCCGACGUCUUGCCCGAAGAGCUAUCGGUCCCCUUGGACAAUGUCGUCAGCAGCGCGCACUACGGAUACGUCUACUGUAUGCAGAUGAUACAGCGUCCGGAUGAUACAUGGUGGCUGGCCAGCGGGAGUGGGGAUGCCGACGUCAAGAUGUGGGAAUGCCAGCCCGGUGGUGGUCUCCAGUACCUGUUCACCUUUGACGAGCUACCCGGAGCCACACUCUCUUUGACCUACCGCGACAGUCUGCUCUUUGCCGGUAUUCAAGGUGGACAGAUCAAGGUCUGGGAUCUCGAGACGCGAUCGUGCAUCCGGAGCAUCUUGGCCCACAACUCGGACGUCAUGUCGAUGGCGAUCGCCGGUACAGAGCUGUACGCCGCGGGUGCCGAUGGGAUGAUGAUCCGUUUCGACUCUAGUUUCGACUGUAUCGCUACCUUCCAAGCACAUCAGUUUUCGAUCUUGUCGACGCUGAUGUUGCAACAAGAGGGAGGACAAUACAGUCUCAUCUCGGCUGGCAAGCGUUUCGUCAAGUUGUGGAACCUGCCGCGAGGGGAAUCUGCCGAGGUCACACCCAUCCGACACGAUGUCAACAAUGUGACUCCAAGCAAUGACGGUGAUGUCAUGCUUUACGGACUCAGCAAGAUGAUCGCUAUCCCGACUGUCAGCGAUGGCAAGCAUAGCGAAGACUGUAGGCAGGGAGCCCAUUUACUGAAGCGCUUGGUGACCCAGAUGGGCGCCGAGGCUCAAUUACUGCCUACGAUGGAUGGCAAGAAUCCUCUGGUCCUGGCCAAGUUCCAGGGUCAAUCAGUCGGCAAGCCCCGCAAGAGGGUCUUGUUCUAUGGCCAUUACGAUGUUCAGCCAGCAACAGAGGAGGAGUGGGCUACGGACCCUUUCGAGCUCUCCGGUCGUAAUGGGUAUCUUUACGGACGUGGAGUCGCCGAUAACAAGGGUCCCAUCCUCGCUGUAGCCUGCGCCGCUGCCGCGCUUCGUGAACGAAGGAUGCUCGACGUCGAUCUCGUCAUGGUCAUUGAGGGCGAGGAGGAAGCGGGAAGCGCCGGGUUCCUCCAAGCGAUGCAGAAGUACCGCGACGACAUUGGCCAUAUCGAUACUAUCCUGCUUUCCAACUCGUCGUGGGUUGGGGAAGACGAUCCCUGUGUCGUCUUUGGUUUGCGGGGAGUCAUUUACGCCAACCUGAGCAUCACCAGCAAGAAUGCCGACGCGCACUCUGGAGUCGACGGUGGAGCCGUGGCAGAACCCAUGUUGGCCAUGGUCAAGCUAUUAUCGAACAUCGAGAACGGUGGCAAGGUAAAUAUUCCCGGAUUUUAUGACGGAGUCUCGCCACUUGGGGAAGAAGAACAGAGAUACUAUGAAGCGGUAGCCAAGGUCUCCGACAUGACGGUCGGGACUAUUGCCAAAAAGUGGCGAGAGCCGACGUUUUCGGUCGCCAAUAUCAGAGCAAGCGGGCCCGCCAACAAUACCAUCAUUCCCAACUCGGUCACCGCGAACGUCUCGUUCAGGUUGGUGCCAGAUCAAGAUCUCGAAACCAUCGUAGACGGAUUGAAGAAGCACUGCAACAAUGUCUUUGCAGAGAUGCAGAACGGCAUGGCUCUCGAGAUCAACGUAACACAUCGUGCGAGAUGGUGGUUGGCUCACCCUGAAAACGCCUAUUUCCAGACUCUGGAAAGGGCAAUCGAAAAGAUUUGGAAGCAGAAGCCAUUGCGCAUCCGGGAAGGAGGCUCCAUUCCCACGAUACCAUUCUUGGAAGAGCUCUUCAACGCUCCCUGCGUGCAUUUGCCUAUCGGUCAGCAUUCUUCCAACGCACAUCUAAGCAAUGAGAGAUUACGGCUCUUGAAUCUGAGAAAUGGCAAAAAGGUCAUUGAGGAAUUCCUCAUCAACGUCGCCAAGAUCGAGCCAACAGUAUCCUGCUGAUCACGGAACAUGUCCACGCAGACACGCUUGUACAACCAGCAAAUUCAUUAUAGCAUACAUCGUCAGGUUAUUGUUCAUAUACUCCGUCCCAGGUUCUUCCACAUGGCUCUUGCUACCCCUCGCAUGGCCUGUCUCGUCUCUUCUCCUUCCUUGCUGUCCUGCACCAU